AUGGAAUUCAACCCAUCAGAUCAUCCACGGGCCAGUACGAUAUUUCUCAGUAAAUCGCAAACAGAUGUGAGAGAAAAACGCAAGAGUCUCUAUAUAAACCACGUAACCAUCAUUUCUCAAAAUAAGCAUCCUCCUGGGCAGUUGAGAAGGAAGUACAGUUCCUGCUCUACUAUUUUCCUGGAUGACAGCACAGUCAGUCAACCAAACCUCAAGUAUACCAUCAAAUGUGUAGCUCUUGCAAUAUAUUACCACAUCAAAAACAGGGACACAGACGGAAGAAUGCUCUUAGAUAUUUUUGAUGAAAACCUUCAUCCCCUUUCGAAAUCCGAAGUGCCACCAGACUAUGACAAACAUGACCCGGAGCAGAAACAGAUUUACCGCUUUGUUCGGACGUUGUUCAGUGCUGCUCAACUGACUGCUGAAUGUGCCAUUGUCACCCUGGUAUAUCUUGAAAGACUUUUAACUUAUGCAGAGAUAGAUAUUUGUCCAGCAAACUGGAAGCGAAUUGUACUGGGUGCAAUUCUACUGGCAUCCAAAGUUUGGGAUGACCAGGCAGUGUGGAACGUGGAUUACUGCCAGAUCCUGAAAGAUAUCACGGUCGAAGACAUGAAUGAGCUGGAACGCCAGUUUCUUGAGCUGUUGCAGUUCAAUAUUAAUGUUCCCUCCAGUGUUUAUGCCAAGUAUUAUUUUGAUUUGCGUUCCCUGGCAGAAGCAAAUAACCUGAGUUUUCCUUUGGAACCCCUCAGCAGGGACAGGGCAUAUAAACUUGAGGCCAUUUCCCGCUUGUGUGAAGAUAAAUAUAAGGACUUCAGGAAAGCAGCAAAGAAACGGUCAGUCAGUGCUGACAAUCUGACUGUGGUUAGAUGGUCCCCUGCUAUUAUCUCCUAACAGAGGAGACUGGAAUAUUCCUACGGACGUACUGUUUCAUCCAUCCAUUUUUGGGGGGUGGGCUGGGG
This is a messenger RNA of Charadrius vociferus (killdeer), 956 nucleotides long. It is a transcript of the gene CCNY, whose product is annotated as cyclin Y. Bases 1 to 888 code for a protein of 295 amino acids. Gene Ontology annotation, biological process: regulation of canonical Wnt signaling pathway; regulation of cyclin-dependent protein serine/threonine kinase activity. The transcript has 11 exons. Gene Ontology annotation, cellular component: plasma membrane; cytoplasmic cyclin-dependent protein kinase holoenzyme complex. The record is from RefSeq and is a predicted model, not a curated record. Gene Ontology annotation, molecular function: protein kinase binding; cyclin-dependent protein serine/threonine kinase activator activity. Lineage: Eukaryota; Metazoa; Chordata; Aves; Charadriiformes; Charadriidae.